UGACGGGGCUCAUCGCGCAGCUCCUUCCUCCGCUUCUCCGCUACGUGAGGUCGAUUCGGAGGGAGGCGAACGUCGUGAAGAAAUCAUUUUAAAAACCGGGAGACGAAGGCAGAAAACACCACCCACUCCCCCCAUCAAGCUGCCCCAGGAGCAGUGAAGUGUCUUAAUGGCAGUUCGUCGAGGAAACAUCAAGUACUUGAAAGAGGUGUAUGACAUGUCGAACGGUUAUGAAGACCACAUGGGAGGGGACGAGGGGAAGGACUCCAAGACCAACCUGAUCGUGAACUACCUGCCUCAGAGCAUGACGCAGGACGAGCUGCGGAGCCUCUUCAGCAGCAUCGGGGAGGUGGAGUCCGCCAAGCUGAUUCGAGACAAAGUCGCAGGCCACAGUUUAGGGUACGGAUUUGUUAACUAUCUUAACCCUAGUGAUGCAGAAAGAGCUAUCAGUACACUGAAUGGACUAAGGCUACAGUCCAAAACUAUCAAGGUUUCUUUCGCUCGGCCCAGCUCUGAUACAAUAAAAGAUGCCAACCUGUAUAUCAGCGGUCUCCCAAAGGCCAUGACCCAGAAAGACGUGGAAGACAUGUUUUCAUGUUUUGGGCACAUCAUUAACUCCCGAGUACUUGUAGAUCAGGGUACAGGGGCGACAGGUGUGUCCCGCGGCGUGGCUUUUAUCCGGUUUGACAAGCGGGCGGAGGCAGAAGAAGCUGUCAAGAGCCUGAAUGGCCAAACACCACCGGGGACCGCUGAGCCCAUCACAGUGAAAUUUGCCGCCAACCCUAACCAGGCGAAAAACACACAGCUCAUUUCUCAGCUCUACCACAACCAAUCCCGACGCUUCGGGGGCCCCGUACACCACCAGGCACAGAGGUUCAGGUUUUCCCCCAUGAGUGUCGAUCACAUGGGUAGCAUGGGAGGUGUCAGCGUCCCCAGCAACCCAACCUCCGGCUGGUGCAUCUUCACCUACAACCUGGGCCAGGACGCCGACGAGAGCCUCCUGUGGCAGAUGUUUGGCCCCUUCGGCGCCGUGACCAACGUCAAGGUGAUCCGAGACUUCAACACCAACAAGUGCAAGGGCUUCGGCUUCGUCACCAUGACCAACUACGAGGAGGCGGCCAUGGCCAUCGCCAGCCUGAACGGCUACCGGCUCGGAGACAAGAUACUGCAAGUGUCCUUCAAGACCAGCAAGGGCCACAAGUAGAGAGAGCUGGACAAUCGGGUGUAGAGGAGACGGGGGGGAGGGAAAUGACCUGCACCAGGCUUUUAUUUGAGAGAGCUAAAGUACGAGUUUGCAAAGUCUGGCACAUCUGUUUGGGUUUUAGUGUACUGCGAGUGAAAUGAGACUCUUCUGCACCUUUUGUUACUGGUCUAAGGCUGACUUAAUGUUUUUUUGUUUGUUCUGUUUUUUCUUAUCUUUAUUCUCAUGCUUGUGGCUUGAGGACACUCAGUGGGGUUUUUGUUUUUUUUAGGGAGAAGAUGUUGAGUGCAAAAGCUACCCAAGAUAUCUUCAACAUAAAGUUCGAAAAAUUAUCUAAAAAUCUGAAAUACUGUCAGUAUCUGUUGCAUGUUUAACUGUGGGGACUAGAAUAAAAGAGGCAGGCAAUGGGUGCACUGAAAAUCCAGAAGCAUAAAGAACGACCUGCAAAUAGUUUUAAAAGUGUCUAAAAUUUUGCGGACAAUUAUAAAUCUGCAGACGGGGAAACCACGUUUGGCAAUGAGCUGGUGGUUGUUUUCUUUUGGGGAAGAAGUGUUGUGUCCUGGAUCCUCAUCAGAAUUAGAAAUAGAUGCCUUAAAUGAUCACCCAGUGACGCAGACUACACAACCACUCACCGUCUGGAGUCAAUCUAAAACAAAAAAAAAGCAAAGCACUUUUAAUCAGUCUGUUCUAGGUUUCUAUGUAUAUCAGUCAUUGUGAAGUUGAUCUACUUUUUCUCACCCUCCGACCAGAUUAACAGUUUAAAACAUGACGAGUCUUGGAGGGAGAUGUUUUUUUUGUUUAUCCCUGUGUAAAUUGUCUUUUUAUUCUAAGUUGCAUCGCAGCAGAAUCCUGUGAAAAUGAUGAGUAGGGAAUUGAAAUGGACCAAAGACAGGGAGAGAUUUGAUCCUUAAACCCCAGAGCAGAUUUCCACGAGGUAAAAAUCACACUUUUAUUUUUAAGGAGGUACUGAGGUUAUAUCUGAUGCUGACUGAGAGCAACUUCAUUCAUGCUCAGUUUGCCGUUCUAUUUUGUUUUGACUUUGAUUGAGUUCUUUUCUUUUCCUUUUAGAGCUUUAGAUUUGUAUUUGUUACAAUGUAAGUUCCAAACUUGUAUUAAUGAGUGCUCAUCUCAAGUUUGGAGAGAGAUUAAUGGCCUUUGUUAAUGAUUACAGUUUAGACUUGCUUUUCUUUUUCUCCCUUUUUGUUUUGGUUGUUUCACUUUGAACAUAAACCAUUAAAUUUUAUUUUGUUUUGCUGAAAGUUUUGUUUGUUUCUUUGUUUCUUUAUCUUUUUAUUUCUUUUCGAAUAUGGUUUGCAGUUUUCUUUUUCUUGUAACAAAUCUGCGGCACUGAUUAACAAAACAAUCCCUGGUCCAGCAGUAACUUAAGACUUUGGGACUUCAAAUUGUUAAUUGACCAAUCUUUAGUUGAGAUAUGGUGAUUAUGACUGCACAGACAUUUGAAGGAAAAUGAUUGUCCAGCAGAAAUUUCGUGAAGCAACAUUUCGGAGGGGUUAAGUAUUAAGAACAAUUGAGCUGUAAGUGUUCACUUUAGGUACAGUUGUCUUCAGCAGCUGACGGUUGUAUGUUGCGAUGAUUUUUUCAUCAUAUGGCUCAGUAACUAGUGUGUGGCUGUUUGUGCAGGAAAAUGUUACGAUUCAGACAUUUAGACUCAAAACCACUUGCUUGAUUGCCGAUGCGAAUUGCACUUUUCUCAUGUUGUCCAUCUAGCAAAGAUUACUGGCAUAAGACUACUAUUUUUUUUUCUUGUAGUGAUGCCUUUGUAUUAGUCUUAGUCUUGUCUCUUUCUCCAGGGUGGAGAAUUAGCAUCGGUACUGUAAUUUAUCAUUUCAGAUUUUACCUGACCACAGAGGAACCACUCGAUGGAGCUACACGUAGCAGAUGAUUCCUGGAGACAGUUCCUGCUCACACUUUUUAGGAUUCACUUUUAAAACCAUUGUUUUCCCAGCAAUAAUACACCUGACACUUCAUGAACUGCGUAUUUAAUCAAUUACUUAAAGGAUAUAUUCUUUUACCAUCACAGCUUCAGAUUUUGGUCUUAAAAGUGCUUUUGAUUUAGUAUUUUUCGUGUUGUGUGUCAAUCCUUAACUUUGUGCAAUACUUUGUGACUUGUUCGAAGCAGGCGAUAGGAACUUGUAGUCUUGAACUGUCAUGUUUCAUGAUUUCUUUUUUUUCUACUGACGUUCUGGUACUGUUUAAUUUUCUCAGCAGUCUUGUUGGAUUUGCAUGAAAAGAUGCAAGUGACAUUUGAUUUUUUUCAAGGGGCAGUCGGAAUAAACUGCAUUCCGCCUUAAUUCUUAAGUGGAUUUGGUGACUUUUACAUCAGAGGAGGCGCAAACAUUUAUUUGACAAUGUUUGCGGUUACACUUGUUGGAGUGUUUUUAAUGGAGUCUUGAUAUUUUUUGUGGGGUUUUAUUUUUUUGCUCUUGAACGGACACUAAAUUGAAGUCCAUUAAAUGUCUUCUAACAUUGGAUCAUUUCAAUAAAAACGUGGUGCAAUA
This is a messenger RNA of Pleuronectes platessa (European plaice), 3717 nucleotides long. RefSeq names its product ELAV like RNA binding protein 1a (gene elavl1a). Gene Ontology annotation, molecular function: RNA binding. The record is from RefSeq and is a predicted model, not a curated record. Bases 167 to 1201 code for a protein of 344 amino acids. Gene Ontology annotation, cellular component: ribonucleoprotein complex. The transcript has 7 exons. Lineage: Eukaryota; Metazoa; Chordata; Actinopteri; Pleuronectiformes; Pleuronectidae.